AACCCAGCGCGCGCCUCUGUGUCUGCGCGAGCGAAUGCGGGGAACCAGAUGCCAGCGCGUGUGUGCUUGCCUGUGGAUACCUUCAAUGCCGGUGCAAGGGGGGAAGAGAGAACUGUCGAAACACUCUCCUCUGAAUCGCAAACGGCUGGAGACGGAGAAAAAUCGAGUCGUGCCCACGGUCCGCUGGCCGACGUUAAGUGAUGCCACUAUUUGUUGAAGCCGCGGAGAAAAGCGAAAGCUCGGAAUUAUGACACCCCAUGCAGCUGUCUCAGGGAGCGUUCUUUAACGUAUUUGGAAUACAGUGUAUCGGGAUGGAGAACCAGCCUGGAAUAACCACACACCAUUUGCACUGAGUGUGAACGCAAAGUGGACCUCUCUUCGCCAGUAUUUCGUCCCUUUAGUUUGUUUCCCCCUUUAUGUGUUAAUAUUUCAUUUGUAUUUCCAAUUACAUCUAUUUCUUUUCUCUCAUUAUUUGUUCAGUUUGUUUCUGUUGUUGUAAUUUGUGUGUUGUUUGUUUUCCACCUACCAUUUUAUAUGUUUUCGUUGCUGCUCCUUCCGACAACUGCGGUCUGAUCUGUCGGAAAGGUAGAUUGUGCGAAGACUAAAAGCGCUGCACCGUUGAAUGAUAUUCAAUCUCCCAAUCUGAGACGUGUCAUGGAUGGCAAACUUCAUCUGUACCUUCCAAACCAAUCUAGGAAUACUGAAUAACUACUGCUGACCGAGAUCAGGACAAAUGACAUAGGAUGACCACUGCUGGCCAGCUCUGCCUGACUGUGCUGUUGUCCCUGCUGGCGUGGGUGGUGGGGGUCCCUGGGGGGGCCUGGGGCCCCUGCUCCUCUCUGGUGUCGGGGGUGCUGUACGGCUCCUUCUCGCUGCGGGACCUCUUCCCGGGCCCCCAGGCCCUGGCCACCGGCUGCUCCUGGACGGUGGAGAACCCGGACCCCACCAAGUACUCGCUCUACUUCCGCUUCAACCGGUGGCCCGAGGUGUGCGGUCGAUUCGCGCCGGCCGUGCUCCCUCUCGACCACUACCUGGCCAACCAGACGUGCGCCCCCGCCGGCCAGCCCCUGGACCCGGAGGCCGUGGAGCUCUGCCGCAGCCCGGUGCCUCACACCUUCCUGCAAUUCGAUAAGAACUUCGUGCAGCUGUGUCUGACCGCUCAGCCGGCCGCCACGCGCGUGGAGUUGGUCGCUGAGGAGACGGGCGCCGGCGGCGACGGUGGCGGGGACAGUGAUGGUGAGGGCGGACGGGGCGGCGGCGAGGACAACGAGGGCUCUCGGGAGACGGAGAAGGAGGAGCGUCUGACGACGGUCGGCGCGGAAACGCUGGACUUCCGUGUGGUGGAGGUGCUGCUGAUCAACAACGAGAACUCAUCGCGCUUCACGUGCGGCGUCCUGUGCCGAUGGUUCGAGGAGUGCGUCCGCACGUCCAGCAGCGGUGGUCACGGUCACGGCAGCGGCGAGGACGGCUGCAGCAUCACGCAGACGGGCUGCGUCUGCCCCAACGCCGGACCCCCCUCGGCCGCCACCGACGCCCUGCCCUCUGAGCUCGAGCCCCCACAACCACACCACCACCCCGUGUCCAACGUCCUCCUCACCCCGCCCGACGACUGCUGUGUCACACAGACGCACCCCAACAACGCCAUCGCCAUAGCGCCCCGGGACGUCCGUCAAGACCCUGACGAUGAUGACCAGAAGGUAAAGACUCAGCGGCCGCGAUCAGCUGACCAACCAGGAGUCUUUCAGGCCCAGACAGGGGACCCCGCAGCGGAGGAGUGGUCUCAGUGGAGUGUGUGUUCGCUGACCUGUGGCCAGGGCUGGCAGGUGCGCACGCGCUCGUGUGUGUCCUCCCCGUACGGGACGCUGUGCAGCGGGCCACUGCGGGAGACGCGGCAGUGUAACAACACUGCCACCUGCCCAGUCCAGGGUCUGUGGGAAGACUGGUCAGCAUGGAGCCUGUGUUCGGCCACGUGCGGCCGCGGGUCUCGGACUCGAAGCCGGAGCUGUGUGGAGCCCCUGGAGGCUAGCGCCACCUGCAGGGGCCCAGAGGUGCAGUCCAAACUCUGCAAUAUAGCCGUGUGCCCGGUGGAGGGCCAGUGGCUGGACUGGUCAGCGUGGUCCCGUGUGGCGUGGCGUGGCGGGGCUCCCAGCAGGGGACAAUGGCUGCGGUCGGAUGUCCGCGGAUGGGCCCGGUGUAAAGGUCCUCAUCUUUCCUCUCUCCUCCUCCCCUCCUCCGCAGGAGGUGGUAACUGGGGUGAUUGGAACUCGUGGAGUCCGUGCUCCAAAACGUGUGACUCUGGUUGGCAGCGGCGCUUCCGCAUGUGUGAAGGCACCGGUGUCCAAGGUUACCCGUGCGACGGCUCUGGAGAGGAGGUGCGCGCCUGCAACGACAAGAAGUGCCCAGCCCCCAAUGAGAUCUGUAAGGAAGAGUACCUGCUCGCCAUCACGUGGAAGCGGGCAUCAGCUGGAGAGACUGUCUACAGCAAGUGUCCAGCCAAUGCCACUGGAUCUGCUAGUCGUCGUUGUCUCCUGGACUCAAAUGGCGUUGCUUACUGGGGUCCUCCGAGCUUCGCCCGAUGCGUCUCACUCGAGUAUAGAUAUUUACAUUUAUCUUUGCGAGAGCAUCUUGCGAAGGGCCAGAGGACCCUGGCUGGAGAGGGCAUGUCUCAGAUCGUGAGGAGUCUCCUGGAGCUCAUGUCCCAGCAGGCCUACUACAGCGGGGACCUGCUGACCUCCGUGGAACUCCUCCGAAAUGUGACGGACACCUUCAAGCGAGCAACCUACGUACCAGCUCCCGACGACGUGCAGAAAUUCUUCCAGAUUGUCAGCUUGAUGUUGGACAUGGAAAACCUUGAGAAGUGGAAAGAUGCCCACCAGGUCUCUCCAGGUGCUGCUCUCUUGAUGAAAGUUGUGGAAGAUUUCAUUCAUUUCCUCGGCGAGUCACAGAAGCCUUUUCAGACCUUUUUGGCAGUGACCAACAACCUCAUGAUCUCCAUCCAGCGUGCGGUCUCGGCCGUCUCUAGUGACAUUAACUUCCCGGUCAAAGGUCGCCGGGGGAUGAAGGACUGGAGCGCAUUGCGGGGACAAACUCUUCAUCCCCAAAGGGUCUUCAACCUGUCCUCUGAGGAGUCCGAUGAAACCUCCUACUUCGUCAUCGGAAGCAUCCUCUACCGUACACUGGGCUACAUCCUCCCUGAACCAAAAGAUUCAUUGGUGAUCAACUCGAAGAUUCUGACCGUGAUGGUGCGACCACAGCCAAAGCUCACCGAUCCCGUGGUCGUGGUGCUUGCACCACUGCUCAACGGCACGACAGACCCACAGUGUGUCACCUGGGACUAUGGGAACAUAGAGCCUGGCGAAGAGAACUGGGAAUCGGAGGGCUGCCAGACGCUCCCAUCUCCUGUCCACACCAAAUGCCUCUGCAACCAGAUCUCCACCUUCGCAGUCCUCGCGCAGAAAGUUAAAGGCCCGGUCAUGCCUCCCUCUGGGAUGCCCUCCGUCCCCCUGAUGGUGGGCAGUGGGGUCUCCUGCACUGCCCUCUUCAUCAUGCUGCUCAUAUAUGCUGCCUUCUGGAGGUACAUCCGCUCGGAGAGGUCCAUCAUCUUGGUGAACUUCUGCCUCUCCAUACUCGCCUCCAACAUGCUUAUUCUAGUAGGACAGUCCCAAACACUCAGCAAGGGACUGUGCACUAUGACAGCUGCCUUCCUGCACUUCUUCUUCCUGGCGUCGUUCUGCUGGGUGCUAACGGAGGCGUGGCAAUCUUACCUGGCCGUCAUCGGCAAGAUGAGGAGUCGCCUCAUACGCAAGCGUUUCCUGUGCCUGGGCUGGGGUCUCCCAGCUCUCAUUGUAGCCGUGUCUGUAGGCUUCACCCGGGCAAGAGGAUAUGGCACCUCCAGCUAUUGCUGGUUGUCUUUAGAAGGUGGUCUCCUCUAUGCGUUCGUCGGUCCAGCAGCGGUCAUUGUGCUGGUUAACAUGCUGAUUGGGAUUGUGGUCUUCAACAAGCUCAUGUCCAGAGACGGCAUUUCAGACAAGUCGAAAAAGCAGCGAGCUGGUCCUCCGCCGCCACUGGAGGCCCGUAGCCGGCUGCUCCUCAAAUGCUCCAAGUGCGGAGUGAUCUCCAACACGGCCAUGUCCAGAGCCACCACCAGCAGCGCCAUGGCGUCGCUGUGGAGCUCCUGUGUAGUGCUCCCCCUGCUGGCCCUGACGUGGAUGAGCGCCGUGCUGGCCAUCACUGACCGGCGCUCCACGCUCUUCCAGGUGCUCUUCGCCGUCUUUGACUCUGUCCUGGGCUUCGUCAUCAUCACAGUGCACUGCGCCAUGCGCCGUGAGCCGCGGUGCCCACCGUCGCAGGCAUGCGGGCAGGAGUGUGGCACGCUGCGAUAUUCCUCCACUUGCCCCCCGACGUGCCCCCAAGCAUGCCACCAGGCGUACCAGUCGGCCGGCCUGCCCUCGCUGCUCUGCAACAACCAGACCCUGAGCCAGAGCCUCAACCACAACCUGGCCCCCCCGGGGUCACCCCUGCCCCGCCCACGCCUCCCCUGCCGCCCACAGCCACCGCUGACCCCAGCUUUCUUGGGGCGGGUGCGAUCGCACGAGCACAGACACCCUAACGCCCACGCUCCGCGGGGCACGCCACCGGCACGCCCCGGGCCUCGCCGGCGCACUGCACGGCGGCAACGGCAUCACCCGGGCAGCAUGACCCCGGGCAGCAUGACCCCGGGCAGGGCCAAAAGGGCACUCUCACUCUCGCUCACCCUCACGAGCGGGGGCACAGCCAGGCCUCUGACCAAGCCAGUGUCCAUGCCCAUUCUACACGGUCAUGAACACAGGAGGGACCACGACUAUGAGUACUCUAAUGACUACGUACAUGCUCGCGAUCACGGGCACGCUCGCGACUAUGAGCACUCUCAUGAUCACGGGCACGCUCGCGACUAUGAGCACUCUCAUGAUCACGGGCACGCUCGCGACUAUGAGCACUCUCAUGAUCACGGGCACGCUCGCGACUAUGAGCACUCUCAUGAUCACGGGCACGCUCGCGACUAUGAGCACUCUCAUCACCACGGGCACGCUCGCGACUAUGACCACUCUCAUGACCUCGGACACGGGCACGCUCGCGACCAUGGCAACAUGCAUGACCUCGGCUACCCUCAUGACCACGGCCUCGGUCUCAACCAUGGACACAUCACAACGGACUUCGAGAAGGAUGUGGACUUAGCCUGUCAAACGGAGAGGGGACAUCCAUUUAUUUUUAAGGAAGUGAACACCUGUAACCCGGCAACCAUCACCGGGACGCUGUCCCGCAUCUCUCUGGACGAGGAGGACGAUCCCAAGCUGGCCGCCCACCAGGAGGGGGUCAACUUCAGCAGCCUGCCGGGCAACAUCCCCCCUCCCAACCUCCUGGUGGCAGUGCCCCCUCUGGGCACGCUCAACGAGCUGGGUGGCGACUCCACGCCGCUCAAGAAGGAGGUGAACGUGGAGCAGCAGGGUCAGCAGGGGCAGAGCGGUCAGCACCAGCGUUCCGCGCCCGUCUACCUGUGCACCGACAGCGGCCUGGGCUGGGCUCGGCCGCCGGCCGCGGUGUCGUCCGGUUCCAACGGCUCAGGAGGGAGCGGGAGUGGGAGCGGAGGAGGAGGAGGAGGAGGAGGAGGGGGCGGCGAGGGCGACUACAUGGUGCUGCCGCGGCGAACGGUCAGUCUGAAGCCGCCCCCGCCGCCGAAGGACGAGAGCAAGCCGCUGAACAUCGCCCUGGACGACCCGCCAUUCCCGCCUCCUCCGUCGCCCAUGACGCUGCAGCCGGCGGACGGAGAGCCCGUCGCGUACGCGUCCGACUUCAGCUCGGUGGCCGCCGGCGUGCCCAUCAACAUGGACCACCACCACCACCACCACCACCACCACCACCACAUGGGGGUCAACCUGAACCGCUCGUACAGCACCCUGAAGCAGCUGCCCAGCACCGCCUGCACGCCCAACGCCACACGCCAACCCCCAACGCUGGAGGCGGACCCGCCGCGCUUCCCACGCCCAACCUGCCUGGGCAGCACCCACGCCCACCCCGGCCUCCCGCACGGAUCCCUGGAGAGGAAAAGAGUACGGUACUCUGAACUGGACUUUGAGAAAGUGAUGCACACUCGCAAAAGACACUCUGAGCUCUACCAUGAGCUCAACCACUCUUCCAAGUUCCACACCCUAGACAGGUAUAACCGGGACCCAGCCAUGUCCACAUUCAAGAGGGAAAAGCGUUGGAGCAUUUCUUCUGCCGGAGGCGAAAAGAACUCUUCAGUGUAAAAGUCCACAGCAGAUGACCAGCACUCCUGGGACAGCUUCAAGAGCAUGACCCCUGACCCCACAACCUGUCUCCCCAGCGACCAAUCCGACCACCUGGAACUCCACAACAAGACCUGGGACGCCACCUCUGCCAACACCCCCGACACGUCGGAGGGCGACUUUCAGACUGAAGUGUGACGUGAACACACGCACGCGUACAGACACACACACACACACACACACACAUAGACACACAAACAAAUACACACACACACUCUUACACAUACACACAUUCACAAAUGCAUACAGGAAAAAAAAACACCACCACAUGAUAUAUAGUCUCUACAGAUGAUGACAUCUGACCUUCCCGAAGAGAAUGGAACUCUUGUUGACGCUUCGUAGCUGUGUUCUCAAAGCGAGAGACUUUCUUGUGUAUGCCAGAGGGAGUAACGGACCUGAACUGCGGAAACAACUCCAAAAACGAGAAGAGAGGAUGGUUCUAUUCUAUAUUUUCACACAAACACUUUCAAAUGGAGACGAGGAGUUUGGUGAUGGCUGAGGGAGGGGGGUGGGUGGGAUUUUUAAGGAAAAAAAACUGUUUCUGAAAUGUCUUGAUUUUACUCCAGAAAAAGGAUCCUCUUUCACGUGUUUGAUGAUUUGAAACAAAAAAAGAGAAAAAAAACAAGAAGAAUAUUUCUGCACCAUUCUUUUUAUAGAGAAAAAAAGAUAUUGUACUGAUGUUUCGCUCUCUGUAUCUCCUCUCUUCUCUCACCCUCUUCCUCCAGGGACUUCUGCUCAUCCCCCCCCCCCCCUCCUCCUGAAGGAGAACUCCAAACAAUUUUUUCGGGGGAGGUUUAAAAAAAAAAGCAGUUUAUUAAUAUGUGCCAUCCUUUUUUCGGUUUUUCUGUUCUGGCAUCCUGUAGUCUCUCUGCUCUUCUCUCCCGACACCCUUUGAACAUUGUGUUUCCGUUUUGUAUUUUUUAUUAGUCAUUUCCUCCAUUUCUGUUUUCUCCUUUUUUGAGUAAAAAAAAGAGAGAGAAAAAAAA
Molecule: messenger RNA, 7309 nt
Organism: Alosa alosa (allis shad)
Lineage: Eukaryota; Metazoa; Chordata; Actinopteri; Clupeiformes; Clupeidae
Gene: adgrb2
Product: adhesion G protein-coupled receptor B2
Biological process (GO): negative regulation of angiogenesis; cell surface receptor signaling pathway; adenylate cyclase-activating G protein-coupled receptor signaling pathway
Cellular component (GO): plasma membrane
Molecular function (GO): G protein-coupled receptor activity
Source: RefSeq, a predicted model, not a curated record